CGUGUGUGCGUGUGUGUGUGUGUGCGUGCGUCCUCGCCUGUGGUUCCACCUUACUGAGUGCAGCCGUCAUGUAUAUUGCAGGGGCUUCCCGGUUACAUAAAGUGUCAGGGGAUUUGUUAUGAAUGGAAGAGAACCCUUUUUCUCCUCUGCAAGGAAGCAGGAUAAUUACUGUUAGGGGUUGAAGAUAAGCUUAUUAAACCACAUCUUACUGUACAUCUCAGAGGUAGCUUUCUCCUCACUUAUGGCCUUUUGCUGAGGACUAAUUAAUGCUACCUUUGCAUUUUUUCCCCAAUUAGCAGAACAGUCCAUGAGCAGAAAAUAAAUCACCCAAAGUACAUUCCUCCAAAAGCAAUCGUUGCCCAUCACAUUGAACUGCACUACCCACUAUCACUAUAUCAGAUAAAGGCAUUUAUUGCUAUGUUAGGGGGAACUUAUAAUAAUAGCAAGGUAAUUCUAACGAAUAACAAUAUUCCAUUCAUAUUUAUUUAACCGCUUCAUUCAUUCAUUUAAGAAACACAGAUGAUUUUGUAUCAAUCUGCAAAACGUCAACGGUUAUGUUGUGCUUUUACGUUUUGUUCAUUAUUGUGUCACAUUGAAUGAGAACCAUUUUAAAUAGUGGCUGCCUUUUAGAUAGAAGUUCUGUCUAACCUCGUCUGUGUUUCCCAGCUGCCCUGUGAAGACCAGAUCAUCUUGCUGAAGGGUUGCUGCAUGGAGAUCAUGUCGCUGCGCGCCGCCGUCCGCUACGACCCGGAGAGCGAGACGCUGACGCUGAACGGCGAGAUGGCCGUGAAGCGCGAGCAGCUGAAGAACGGCGGGCUGGGCGUGGUGUCGGACGCCAUCUUUGAUUUGGGCAAGAGCCUGGCUCAGUUCAACCUGGACGACUCGGAGGUGGCUCUAAUGCAGGCCGUGCUGCUCAUGAGCUCAGACCGUUCGGGGCUGACCAGCAUGGAGAAGAUCGAGCAGUGCCAAGAGUCCUACCUGCUGGCGUUCGAGCACUACAUCAACUACCGCAAGCACAACCUUCCCCACUUCUGGCCCAAGCUGCUGAUGAAGGUGACGGACCUGCGCAUGAUCGGAGCGUGCCACGCCAGCCGCUUCCUCCACAUGAAGGUGGAGUGUCCCAACGAACUCUUUCCCCCGCUCUUCCUCGAGGUCUUCGAGGACCAGGACGUGUGACUGGAAAAAGCGGUAAAAGCACUCAAAAGAACCCUGGACACAUGAAAGGAAAGACCAUUUUUGUGGGGGGGAAGUGGAGAAGGAAAAAAAACUGGAUUUUUUUUUUUCUCUCAGUGUAAACGUGCCCUGUACCCUUUUUUUUUUUUGUCCUCAAACGCCCACCUAUGGCACCAGCAAACACACACAUGGACGUCACCAGUGAGAAACACGCUGUCAUUUAGAUUCCAAACACACUGCCAUGAACGUACAGUCCGAACAUAUGCAAACACAACAAAGAGCUGUACUACACUACCGCAGCCUGAGGGGGUUUGGUUAUGUCUCUACCCCCACCUCAGGGGGUCUCUGGCACCAUUAGCUCCUCAGACGACCCCACCGUCAUCUCCCACGCGUCCUCCUUAACCGCAGUGGCGUCCACCUACCUCCCCCCCACCUACUGACCUCUCCGUCUCACAAACACACAGACACAUGAUAUACAUAUAUACGUGCGCAGAGCACACACACCCCAACACUGUUACCUCAUAUGUCGUGAAAUGUAUUUCCACAUUAUUGUGUGGGUAGUGGCAGUCCGCAAUUACCCAUGUACCUCUCUGCAAGUGUUAGGGGAAGUUACAAUGAGAACACUUUGUAUGAAGCCCUUAUCUACAGUGAAUAUUAUAUACACAUAUAUAUAUAUAUAUAUAUACAUGAGACAUUCUAAUGCAUUACAACAGCUGCUGUGUGCAUUUUUACGUCUCAUAACUGCAGUCACGAGACAAGUAUGAUUGUUAAAGGCUCAGCGACACUGAGCGUUAGAGGAGAAGAUUGAUGCUACGCUAACAGUGCGUUCACACCAAACGUGAGUCGGAACUUCUCGCGUGGCGGCAAUUCAAUAUAAAGACGACAAAUUUGCGUGAUUUGACGCGACAAAGCAUGAACUCAGACUUCUUAUGCAUCGGCAUUGUCGUGUCGUUAUUUCGGCGUCUUUUUUUAUCCGUUUAUUGCAAUUCAAUCACAGCCAAAUCUGUUUAUUUUGGGAUCAUACCGCUGCAGUUAACCAGCGAAAGCAGCUCGGUAAAAUUCACAGAGCGGAUGAACUCGCGGGGAAAAUCCGCUUUACGUUUUAGUGUGAACGCACCGUUAAAAACUCUAUCGUGCUAACAUAGCAAACACUACUAGCUAAACGUCAGCAGUUUAAAGCAGCUACAAUAGAAAAAAUAGACUAGAAAUCAUUGUAUUGUUAUGAUACACAAUCGCUAUAGGCUACAUAGGAAGUGUUUCCACUACUUUUAUUGUACAGUUUCACUUACUGUACUUCAAGAAAUAGUUAAGCUACAAACUUACGCCAUGAAGUGAACAUUUUAAAUCAUGAGACAUGCAUCAUGUUACUCAUAACACUCAUAUACAGUUUAUAAAUAAAUAUAUAUAUAUUGCUAGAAUACCUCUCCAACACAUACCUCCUGUUUUCAUUAC
Molecule: messenger RNA, 2625 nt
Organism: Anarrhichthys ocellatus (wolf-eel)
Lineage: Eukaryota; Metazoa; Chordata; Actinopteri; Perciformes; Anarhichadidae
Product: thyroid hormone receptor alpha
Exons: 2
Coding region: 709-1176 (155 amino acids)
Biological process (GO): thyroid hormone receptor signaling pathway; retinoic acid receptor signaling pathway; cell differentiation
Cellular component (GO): RNA polymerase II transcription regulator complex; nucleus
Molecular function (GO): nuclear receptor activity; RNA polymerase II cis-regulatory region sequence-specific DNA binding
Source: RefSeq, a predicted model, not a curated record